AUGGGGUUCGUCGAAAACGUCAUGGAAAGCUUCGUCUCCGGCGGUGGUCGCCGCGAAGAAAUCGUUGAAGAGCGACGAGAAUACUAUCCCAGCGGCCCAGGCGGCCCCGGUGGUCCUCCCCCUAACCUUCCUCGUCCCUGGAUUGCUCAAUGGGACGAGCGAGAACGUGCUUAUUUCUACAUCAAUCAAGAAACCGGCCAACGAAGCUGGGAACUGCCGUAUGGCGGUGGUGCUCCCGGUGGAGGGUACUACAGCGAGGGCCAGCGCGGAUAUGAGCAAAACUAUUAUGCGCAGGAACCCCCUCGCAAGGAUCAUAGCCUUGCUUACGGUGCCAUGGGUGCGGCUGCUGGUCUUGUGGGAGGAGCUAUUUUGAUGCAUGAAGGAGAGGAACUUCAUGAUAAAUGGGAAGGUGAAGAGAAUCGAAUCGAGGAGCGUGUUGAAGAUUUCCCCGAGAACGCCGCCAACUGGGUCGGCAACAAGGUCGGUGAAGCCGAAUAUGAAGUGGACAGAGUCGAAAAUAAUGUCGAGAACUUCCCCGAAAAUGCCGCCGAAUGGGUAGGAGACAAAGUUGGGGGUAUUGAGAGAUUCGGUGAUGAGAUAGGCGAUGCCUAUGAUGAAGGUAGAGCCGAGGGCAGGGAUGGAUGGUGA
This is a messenger RNA of Talaromyces marneffei, 648 nucleotides long. RefSeq lists its product as uncharacterized. The coding region runs from base 1 to 648 and encodes 215 amino acids. The record is from RefSeq and is a predicted model, not a curated record. Lineage: Eukaryota; Fungi; Ascomycota; Eurotiomycetes; Eurotiales; Trichocomaceae. The transcript is spliced from 3 exons. Gene Ontology annotation, molecular function: protein binding.